Molecule: messenger RNA, 1095 nt
Organism: Suillus clintonianus
Lineage: Eukaryota; Fungi; Basidiomycota; Agaricomycetes; Boletales; Suillaceae
Exons: 5
Coding region: 186-620 (144 amino acids)
Source: RefSeq, a predicted model, not a curated record
CCUGAGUUACUUAUAGUAUAACUUAUAGGAAUGACAAGAGUCACACGUACAAAUGUCCGCCCCGAGGUCAUACAAUCAGAGAGAGAUUGAAUCGCAGCUGGGUCUGAAUCACGGGGUAUAACAGGUGAUGCAAUCUGGACCACUAACUAUCACACCAAAUUCUUACUAUCUCUGCACCAUCCACUAUGCCCUAUCCCGCGCCUGGUACAUAUCACAUCCAAAGUUCUAGCAAGCCAGAUUGUUACGCCAGCAUCCGUUACGGCGAAGACGCACUUCGCGGAGAGCCCAUCGAUCCCAGCCAGUACAGCCAAACGUGGCGCCUGGAUUAUAAUGAGGACACCAGCGAUACCCCUCGACUCUGGUGCGCUCUCACCAUCGCCGGGUAUACCUCUUCAUUGGGCGUCAAAUCUAUCAACGACCACCAACCCGUCUGCAUUGCCGCCGACUCGAGCGCAUGGUCCUGGUUCCUCAAGCAGACCAACGAGGGUUACGUUAUUGGCCUGCUCUCUUCUCGUGGAAAUGAGUACAAUUGGUUCCUCAGCGACAAAGACGAGCAGAUAGUCGUCAUCGGCGGCGACAAAUCGGAACCCCAGAGCUGGCGAUUCGUGAAAGCAGAAUAAGCACUGGGAUGCAGUAAUCAACCCUAGUCAGACCCUUCUAUGAGGGUGUUUAAGAGUGUCGGGGUCGAUGAGGCAGAUAUUGAGACGCUGAGGCGGGGCGUGGAGAAGACUCUGGAGUUGCAGGAGACUCGACUCGUAACCAGUCUGGACUACGUCUUUGAGAUGUUGACCACUCGACUUGUCCGCAGGGUGUAAGCCAGGCUGGUCACGAGCCUAGCAGGAGACGCCGAAGUAGGCACCGAGUCUAUAUAUGAUAACUUAUCGUUUAUCCCCAGUUCGAAUUCGGUGUUGGUCGCGGGAGCUCUGAGUCAAGUUCGACUCGUAGUGACGUGCAUGAACGUUCAAGCCUUGGCCCGUUCCGAGUCGUCAGUCAACCAAAGACUUUGCAAACUACAUAAGACGCGUUCCAACGUUUGUGGCCGCCGUGGCGCCUGUGGCAGAGACAACGAACUUGUUGACACAAACAUAUGCAGUC